Schistocerca serialis cubense is the source of this 2860-nucleotide messenger RNA. RefSeq lists its product as uncharacterized. The record is from RefSeq and is a predicted model, not a curated record. Lineage: Eukaryota; Metazoa; Arthropoda; Insecta; Orthoptera; Acrididae. The coding region runs from base 1541 to 2860 and encodes 439 amino acids. The transcript has 2 exons.
UCGUCGAAAUUACAUCUCCGUUUAACUCUGAGAUUUGAUUUAAUCGUUCGAAAUGGUGUAUAAGUGUUGUGUUCCACGUUGUAGAGGAAAUUACGAAAAUGGGCCACGAGUAGUGGUGUUUUCUUUUCCUAAAAGCACUGAACUACAGCAGAAAUGGAUAUCUGCAAUACAUCGUGAAAAUUUCCAGGCUACACAGAAUUCGAAGGGUCUGCGAGCUCCACCUCACUGAAGACCUCAUUCUGAAACACAGUGAAUAUUUCGACAGUUCCACAGGGAAGAAAUAUUCUGUGCCACUAUCAAAACCUCGUCUUAAAACAGGAGCCAUACCAUCCAUUCUGCCUAACUGUCCGAAGUAUCUUUCGUCAGCGUCUAGAAAAUAGAGACUUAGAAAUAGCUAUUGCAGCAAGUGUAGCAACUCAUGCUCAGUAUGAACAGGAAAGACAUUUUGUGGACUUUAAUGGUUUUGUUAAAUGUUUAGAGGGUAUCAAGCUGCCUAAUGACUGGCAUCUGAUAAAGUCAGAAAGUUCCAUAACUUUUGUUCUAAUAGACGUCAAAGGUAUUCCCACACUUUUGUGUUCUGUUGUGGUGACUACUGACCUGAGCAUGUAUUUAUAUGAGGGUAAAAGUGUAAUCUCAAAACUUGGUACAAGAAAGUUCCCUUUAACUAUAAACCAUUUAAAUGACUUAAUUAACACUAUUGACAACUUGGAGAACUUUACUAGGAAAAACAAUGGUAGCACUGGAAAAGACCACUUGCUAUUCAUUACUGAUUAUUUGAAAGAUGUGGCAAAACAUUUUGAUGAGAGUGAAAGUAACAAAAUAAAUUUUUUAUGUGAGCAAUUGAAUCUAAUGGGAGUCCACAAGAGCCAUUACAGAUACUCAACAGACUGUAUUAUAUUUUGUAGUAUUCUAUUUUCAAUAUCACCACAUGCUUAUAAGUUUAUAAGAAGUACACAGUAUCUUGUGCUACCUCAUCCUAAUACCCUGCAUAAAAUCUGUUCACAUUUUCAAACAAACCCAGCAGCUGAGCAGCUAGGUGGCAAUUUUCUGAUGUAUAUAAAACAGAAAUUCCAGUUUCUUUGUGAAUCAGAUCAUGUUGUUUCACUAAUGUUAGAUGAAAUACACUUGAAACCUUAUUUAGACUUCACAGGAGGUAACAUUUUGGGUGCUGCAUUCAAUUCUAAAAAUGUGGCAACUAGUGCUCAGGUUUUUAUGAUACAGAGUUUGUUGUCUUCAUAUAAAGAUGUAGUCCACAUUCUUCCAGUAAAAAAUAUAAAUGGUGAAGGACUUUUCACUGUAAUAAAGAAAACAAUUUCCGGACUGCAUGCAAUAGGUUUUAAGGUAGUCUGUGUUGUUAGUGACAACAAUUCAGUUAACAGAAGGGCAAUGUCAUUCGUUGCUUCCCCUCCUCAACUGUCAAUUGUGUACAAACACCCCUGUGAAGACACUGAUCCUCUUUUUUUAUGUUUUAGAUUCUGUUCACAUUUUAAAAUGUGCCAGAAACAAUUGGAUUAAUAAAAAAGAUCCUGAUCAGACAAUUAUGUACCCCCAGUUUGAAACAGAUUCAGAAAAUACACAGCUGUAUAUGGCCAGAUUCUCUUCAGUUAAAAAACUUCAUGACAUAGAGUGUACACAGAUAGUAAAAUUUGCCAAUAAGCUUAAUUUAAAGUCUCUUUUUCCAAGUAACCUGGAGCGACAGAAUGUCAAACUUGUACUUAAUGUUUUCAAUGAGAUGACUGUCCAAGGUUUGCUAGCCUUGGGGGAACAUCAUCAUAUUGAAAGUUUUGAGAGCACUGCUAAAUUCAUUAAAUUAAUUUGUACAUGGUGGAACAUUGUUAAUGUUAGCUCACCUGGUAAAGAUAUCCGUUUCAAGGAUGCAAUGCUGAAACCACUCUCGAGCACAAGUAAUGAAAAUAUCAGAUAUUUAGAAAGAUUUCUGUCAUGGCUGGAUAAAUGGAAACAUAUAUCUGAUAGUACAUUUGGAUUAUCCAGUGAUACACAUUUGGCCAUAUCACAUACCACUCAUGCCCUUCUAGAACAGACCAAGUAUUGCACUGAGGAGCUGAAUUUUAAAUAUCUUUUGCCAGGUAAGGUUCAGACAGAUGCUCUGGAAGCAAGAUUUGGAAAAUAUCGAACAAUGGCAGGAUCUCAGUAUUUGGUAUCUUUGAGACAGGUAUUUGAAAUUGAAUCCAAGCUAAGAAUUCAGACUCUGCUUUCCUUGAAAAUUUCAUCCUCUGCUCUUGGUGAAGUUGGCAUAGAUUUAGAUUCUUUUGAAAGUGAUUGUGUAGAUGAUAUUACCUUACCACCACCAUCAAACUUUCAGAGUAUAAUGGAUUUCAGUGAAGAACAAGUUCAGUCUGUUCAGGAAUACGUGCCUGUUUUCACAUACUUGUCAGGAUACUGUGCCAGAGCUGUUCUUAAGAAGCUGAGGUGUGAAACAUGUAAAAUAUACUUAGUGCUUGAUAAAACAUUAUCCAUAAUAGAAAGUUAUGAAAGCUAUGGACUUCUAAGAAACGUAGAUAGAGGUGGAUUGUAUUGCCCUAAUAAUGAGGUCAUUAAUGCUGUUAUUUUCACUUAUUUGAUUGUUAAAAACUUGAUGUCUGAAGAACAUGAGCUCUCCUUCAUGAGAUGUACAUCCCAGAGAAAUCUAGUUGUAAGAUUAGCUGUUGAUGUAAUUAAAAGGGAAGACUUUUUCCUAAGGGAAUUUUCUUGUAGUCAGGUAGAUCACACUGAUGACAAAAUUCUUCAGUCUGUAGUAAAAGUAGCAUGUAAUAUAUUUCUCAAUAAUUAUGUUAAAAGAAUUAAUGACGGCCAUAUUGUCAGUAAAAUGAAAAAGAGAAAACUGUCAACUGUAAAGUAG